AUGUCUGGUCAUGGCAAGGGCGGUAAGAGGCUGGGGAAAGGCGGCACCAAGCGCCACAAGAAGGUGAUGCAGGACAACAUCACCAAGCUGGACAGCCACCGCCUGGCUCAGCGUGGUAGCGUGAAGCUCGUCUCUGGCUUCAUCUUCCAAGAGAGCCAGGGGGUGCUGAAGGUUUUCUUGGAGAAUGCUAUCCAUGAUGCCGUCACCUACAUGGAGCAUGCCAAGUGCAAGACCGUCACCACCAUGGAUGUGGUCUACUCGGCAAUGCACCAAGGCUGCACCGUGUAUGGAUUUGGAGGUUCAACGAAGGUGGGAAAAAACCCUACAGUCUAUCAGUAA
Molecule: messenger RNA, 339 nt
Organism: Gavialis gangeticus (Gharial)
Lineage: Eukaryota; Metazoa; Chordata; Crocodylia; Gavialidae
Product: histone H4-like
Exons: 1
Coding region: 1-339 (112 amino acids)
Biological process (GO): nucleosome assembly
Molecular function (GO): DNA binding; structural constituent of chromatin; protein heterodimerization activity
Source: RefSeq, a predicted model, not a curated record